This is a messenger RNA of Hyposmocoma kahamanoa, 6699 nucleotides long. RefSeq names its product DNA polymerase epsilon catalytic subunit A (gene DNApol-epsilon255). The transcript has 41 exons. The record is from RefSeq and is a predicted model, not a curated record. Gene Ontology annotation, biological process: DNA replication; nucleotide-excision repair, DNA gap filling; mitotic cell cycle. Lineage: Eukaryota; Metazoa; Arthropoda; Insecta; Lepidoptera; Cosmopterigidae. Bases 16 to 6699 code for a protein of 2227 amino acids. Gene Ontology annotation, molecular function: zinc ion binding; single-stranded DNA 3'-5' DNA exonuclease activity; DNA-directed DNA polymerase activity. Gene Ontology annotation, cellular component: epsilon DNA polymerase complex; nucleus.
UUAAAUUUAUCGAAAAUGGUUCUUCAAAAUACUGGAAAAUAUAGAGCAGAUAGAGAAGAUUCUAACAAGAAAGAUGCAGGUCCAUCCUCGGGUCCCAGGGAGGAAUCUUCGGAGUCUCGUAUUCGUGUGGCUUUGGAGAACGAUAGAAUCGAUUUUAAGUAUGGAUUCGAUAGAGUACGGGACGCAAAAGAGAGGACAGGUUACCUGAUCAACAUGCACACGGCAGAAAUUUUAGAUGAAGAUAAGCGCUUAGUAGCUGCAAUGGACUACUACUUCAUAGAAAUGGAUGGUACACGGUUUAAAGUGUCAUUAUCCUUUCAACCAUACUUUCUCAUUCUGGCUAGAAAGGAGUGUGAGCAAGAGGUCAUACAGUACUUGUCUAAGAAGUUUGCUGGUACUCUGCAUAAAAUUGAUAUAAUUGAGAAAGAAGAUUUGGAUUUGCUGAAUCAUCUCUCCGGCUUAAAACAGCGGUACAUAAAACUCUCAUUCAUGUCGCAAAACGAAAUGAUGAAAGUCCGUAGAGAGAUUCUUACAGCUGUUAACAAGAACAAGGAGAGGGAGAAGAAAGACGCAAUUUAUGCUGAAAUGUUAACCAACGCUUUGACCAGUGCAGCCGCUAUAGAGCAUGCUAAGAAAACCACUGAUCAUAUGGAGAAUAUUUUAGAUAUAAGGGAACAUGAUGUACCCUACCAUGUAAGAGUGUCAAUAGAUGUGAAAAUAUUUUGCGGUACAUGGUACACAGUCAAGAGUAGAGGUACUGACCCACCUAUAUUCACAAAACGAGAUGAUAUCCUUGAAAGACCAGAUCCAAUUGUACUGGCAUUUGAUAUAGAAACCACUAAAUUGCCAUUGAAGUUUCCUGAUUCACAGACGGAUCAGAUUAUGAUGAUUUCAUAUAUGAUUGAUGGACAGGGCUUCUUGAUUACUAAUAGAGAGAUCAUUUCUACUGAUGUUGAGGACUUUGAGUACACUCCGAAGCCUGAAUUUGAAGGGCAAUUCAUUGUUUUUAAUGAGGCUAAUGAAUUGUCAUUGAUACAGAAGUUUUUUGAUCACAUAAUGGACGUUAAGCCACACAUUUUUGUCACUUACAACGGUGACUUCUUCGACUGGCCGUUCGUGGAAGCGCGUGCCGCCGCACACGGGCUCGAUAUGAAACAGGAGAUCGGCUUCAGCAAGGUUACGGCCAGAGACGGCACCUAUGCCUGCCGCCCCGCCAUGCAUAUGGAUUGCUUAUGUUGGGUAAAAAGAGACUCUUACUUGCCGGUUGGAUCUCAGGGCUUGAAGGCUGUCGCCAAAGCCAAGUUACGAUAUGAUCCAGUGGAGCUGGAUCCUGAAGACAUGUGCACAAUGGCGGCUGAACAACCACAGGUGCUAUCUAACUACUCGGUGUCGGACGCAGUGGCCACGUACUAUUUGUACAUGAAAUACGUGCAUCCUUUCAUAUUCGCUCUCUGCACUAUAAUUCCUUUGGAGCCAGAUGAGGUACUCCGCAAGGGUUCCGGUACACUUUGUGAAUCCCUACUAAUGGUGCAAGCGUUCCACGCCAAUAUCGUGUUCCCAAACAAACAAGUGGAGGAGUUAAACAAACUGACCACCGACGGGCACGUACUCGAGACCGAGACUUACGUAGGUGGACACGUUGAAGCGCUCGAGUCCGGAGUAUUCCGAGCGGAUAUCAAAUGUAAGUUCCGCAUAGUACCAUCCGCAAUAGACAAGCUAAUAGAAUCCAUAGAGAAGACAAUGAAACAUGCUAUAGAGGUCGAAGAAGGUAUACCAUUAGAGCUAGUGACGAAUUUCGAUGACGUAUGUGCGGAGAUACGCGGAAAGUUGCAGCACAUGAAAGAUCAUCCACGAAGAGAUGAAAAUCCAUUGAUAUACCAUUUGGAUGUGGGUGCCAUGUACCCUAAUAUUAUUUUAACUAACAGAUUGCAGCCAUCAGCGAUGGUGAACCCAAGCAUCUGCGCGGUGUGCGACUUCAAUCGACCCGGUGCCACCUGCCAGCGCAGCAUGGAAUGGAUGUGGCGAGGAGAGUACUUGCCUGCAACAAGAAGCGAGUACCAGCGCAUCCAACAACAAUUGGAGACGGAGAAAUUCCCCCCUCUCCACCCUGGAGGACCCCCGCGGGCCUUUCACGCUUUACCAAAAGAGGAUCAGGCGGCGUACGAAAAGAAACGUUUAGCCGACUACUGUAGAGUGGCGUACAAGAAAACGAAGUUGACCAGAACCGAAGUGAGGACCACUACUAUAUGUCAGAAGGAGAAUUCUUUCUACGUCGACACUGUGCGUGCAUUCCGAGAUCGCCGUUACGAGUACAAAGCGCUAAACAAGCAGGCCAAGGCGAAAGUCGCGGAAGCAGUAGCAAGUGGCGACGCCACAGAGAUCAAAAUCGCGAAAAGCCGAGAAGUGCUGUUCGAUUCGCUGCAACUUGCACACAAAUGUAUCCUUAAUUCGUUUUAUGGAUACGUUAUGAGGAGAGGAGCCCGAUGGCACAGUAUGGAGAUGGCCGGAAUUGUGUGCUACACUGGAGCCAAUAUCAUCAUGCGAGCUAGGGAGAUCAUAGAGCAAGUCGGAAGACCGCUCGAGUUGGAUACUGAUGGUAUCUGGUGCGUUCUACCCUCAUCGUUCCCCGAGAACGUGACCGUCCACACGACGCACAAUAAAAAGAAGAAGAUUAAUAUGUCAUACCCCAACGCGGUCCUCAACUCUAUGGUCAAGGACCAUUUCACCAACGAUCAGUAUUUUGAACUCACUGACCCUGAAAAUAAAAUUUAUGAACAAAGGUCAGAAAACUCCAUAUUCUUUGAAGUGGAUGGUCCAUACUUGGCGAUGGUACUGCCAGCGUCCAAAGAAGAAGGAAAGCGGUUGAAGAAGCGAUACGCUGUAUUUAACUUCGACGGCUCGCUGGCCGAAUUAAAAGGUUUCGAAGUAAAACGCCGCGGAGAGUUGCAGCUGAUAAAAAUCUUCCAAUCAUCAGUGUUCGAAGCUUUCCUCAAAGGAAAUGAUUUAAAAUCGUGCUACAGUGCUGUCGCCAAAGUUGCUGAUUAUUGGCUAGACGUGUUGUACAGCAAAGGUUCAAAUAUGCCCGAUUCUGAAUUGUUUGAGCUCAUUUCGGAGAACAGAUCGAUGUCCAAGAAGUUGGAAGACUAUGGAGGACAAAAGUCCACGUCGAUAUCCACGGCUAAGAGAUUGGCAGAAUUUUUGGGCGAUCAGAUGGUGAAGGAUGCUGGGUUGGCUUGCAAGUUCAUAAUAUCACGUAAACCCGAAGGCGCACCAGUAACAGAGCGCGCUGUACCACUGGCUAUAUUCCAGUCACCCUCAGCUGUCAAACGGCACCACUUGCGGCGAUGGUUGAAGGACAACACUAUCUCAGAGGAUAUUGACAUUAGGGAUGUGCUGGAUUGGGCUUAUUAUAUCGAGCGUCUCAGUGGAGCUAUACAGAAGAUUAUUACCAUACCCGCAGCGAUGCAAGGCCUGGACAAUCCCGUCCCCCGCGUGCAAUACCCCGACUGGCUGCACAAGAAGAUGCUGGCCAAACAAGAUAAAUACAAGACGCGAAAGAUCACUGACAUGUUCUCCGCCGCGCCCAAGGACAAGACUACGAGGGAAGAAGGCGAAACAUCUGAAUGCAAUGAUGGGGCUGCUGAAACUGAAGUAGACAUGGAAGACAUAGGUAAAGAAUCUGUGAAACGUGAUAUCAUCAGGCCUAUAGUCCACACCGUUAAGCGUAAAAGGGAGGAAUCCCCUCCUAAAGAGUUCGCGACGUGGAGGGAGGCAUUUGGACCGCCGCCGCCUUUUGGAACAACUAAGGAGGAACGCAAAGCUUGGAUUUUGUUCCAAAAGAAGAAGUGGAAAUGGCAGAUGGAACAAAGAGGGCUUCGUGAAAGAACCAGCAAGAAAGGUAAAGUAGAUAACAAUGAUGCACUGAUGCCCCCGCCGCGCAGUGCCGGGCCAGCCAAUACGUUGGGCGGAUUUAUCAGACGUGCGCAACGGACCCUGUUGAAUACACCUUGGCAGAUUAUACAGGUAUUAGAAACAGGAGAACCCGGACUCUUCAAACUCUGGGUGUUAGUCGACAAAGAGCUACAUCAAAUCAAGCUAACGGUGCCCCGGAUAUUCUACGUGAACCAGCGAGUGGCGCGUGCGACAGAUACGGGCGAAUAUUGGCGCAAAUGUAGCCGAAUAUUGCCACGAGCCCACCCUGUAUUGCACUUGUACCAGUAUUCAGUGCCUGAACAACUUUAUCGGGAACAUCAGGAAGAACUGAUGGGCGAGCUAUCUGCACCGGAGAUUGAAGGCAUCUACGAGACGCAAAUGAGUCUAGAGUUUAGAGUGCUCGUGCAGCUUGGCUGCGUAUGCGCAGUCGACACGCAAGAGGCUAGAAAAAUAAUUCAAUUCGGAGCCAACAAUAUGGAUUCGUUCAAGCUCAAUCAACUGCAGUUCAAAAGCGUCGGACAUCAGCCUUAUUUGAAAAAACAGGAGGGGAUAGCUCCAGUGAAGCAUAUAUAUCUGUACCAAUAUUCAGCGCCGAAUUCAAGCCGCAGUAUGUGGGCACUCAUUCUCGGCCCCAGCAAGAAAGCGUACUUGUUCGUACUCGAUACCGUCAAGACCAAUCAGGUGCCCAAUAUGAACACCUUGUAUGUAACCGAGAGAACUGCCAAAAUCGGUAUGGGUACAGAUGAAAGCGAAAUCCCAGGUCCAGAAUUGUCCUGGGAAGUGACGGUAGAGAACCAGCCACGUGUAGUAUACCGUUUGAUGCAGCGAGCAUUGCAGCGGUAUCACGACGAGCGCUGGGGGCCGACGCUCUGCGCUGUUCAGGCGAUGCAUUCUUUUGCUGUUUUGCUGCAAUUGAUGCCAGGUUUAUCUGACUUCCCUCUAGUGCCAGUGCACAUCCGCGAUGUGGACACGUUGUACAACACGUUGGAGUGGCAACGCAUCGGCGCGCGUGCAGUUAUUCGCCAUUACUUGAACCUCGACGCCAUACUCAACAUCACCAUCGAACAGUGCACGUACCUCCAAGUGCCCCUUGGAAAUAUUCCAGCUGACCCGACGAUAUUCGGCGCAGACUUGUUGUACGCGCGGCACCUGCUCAAGCACAACUUCGUGCUGUGGUGCUCUAACCUCGAAAGGCCUGACCUCGGUGGACGAGAGAUUGAUGACAAUAGAUUAGUAAGCGAAGUUGAAGAGCUAAGCGGCUGCAAACACAACGCGAGCGGCGCUUACGACGCAGUCUGCGUCGAAUUGGAGACGGAUGCUUUAGCAGUAUGUGCUUUGCUGCAAGCUCAUCACAUAUUACAACUAGAAGGCACAUCUGCGGCCACUGCCUUCGGACAUACGAACAUUCAGGUCGUUAUGGCCAACACCGGAGCGAACGCGACAGUGAAUUAUGACGAGACUGCGCAGUGCAACGCUGCAUUCAAAGUGCUGCGUACGAUGAUAGCCGCGUGGCUUCGUGACGUCACUGUCAACAAGAAUGUCUUCGCCGACUUCCAGAUCUCGCAUUUCUACAGAUGGCUGAAAACCCCCACAUCUCUCUUGUACGACCCUGCCCUGCGCCGCACUUUGUAUAACCUGAUGAAGAAACUGUUUCUCAUGCUGGUGGCAGAGUUCAAGCGGCUUGGAUCCCAGAUCGUAUACGCAGAUUUUACCAAGAUCUUACUUGCUACUAAGAAGAACACUAUUAUGGAUGGUAUUGGUUACGUGGAGUUUGUAGUACAAAGCAUCCGCAACAAAGAGUUGUUUCACGGAAUCGACAUCCGCUACAAGCAUUGCUGGUCGUAUCUGCUGUGGCUUGACGAGGCCAACCACGCUGGAAUACAGGGUAAACUGCCAGAAGGAUUAGAGGAAGUAGGCUCAUCGCAACUGCCUCCUGACAGCGAAGAGACCAGCGCUGAAGAGGGCACAGUAUCAAUGCAAUGGAACCUGGCGAACUUCUUACCCGUCCAAGUGCGGGAAAUGUUCGCGACGACGAUCGCGGGCUUUCUCAGUGCCGCCUACGCUGAGCCUCAAGAACUGUCCAAUUUGUUGCGCGGGGAAAUCUCUCAAAAGCUAUUCAAGAUAACUGAGAAGAUUAAGAACAGAAUGCCGACGUUGCGCGCGCGCGACUGUGAGCCGCACCCCGGGCUGAAGGCCGACGCGUUUUCCAGCGAAGUCACGCCCGCCUUACUGUACGUCAACGCGGUGUGCAAGGUGCUCUCUUUGCACGAAGCUCUGAAUGACGAUGUGACCCUGGUGCGGCGUAAUCUCCUUCGUCUGAUCGGCGUGGGUGAAUUCAGCCCGUUAGCGGAGUGGUGUGACCCGUGCACGUCAUGUGUGUUGACAGAGGUCAUCUGCAAGGUGUGCAACCACUGCCGUGACCUCGAUCUAUGUCGGGACACGCAUCGCGGUUACGAAAAUGAUGUUCCAAUCUGCACGUGUCCGAUGUGCGGCACGGCGUACGAGAACCAGGAGUUGGAAUGGCGGUUGAUAGAAGUAAUGAACCGACGCGCUAUGAGCUUCACUCUUCAGGACCUUAUCUGCACGAGAUGCCAUCAAGUGAAACGUGAGAACCUGUCACUGGUAUGCGAUUGCGCAGGUGAAUUUGCUCUCAUGGUAUCAGCGACAGACGUGCGUGCUCAACUGGACACUUUCAAGACCAUAGCUGAAUAUUAUAAAAUGCCUUUACUUUUAGAACUUAUUGAUUUUAACCUUAGUAAUAUGUGA